AUGUCACUCUCGCAGUGUUUAAUGUCCGAGAAGCCUCGACAUGCUGCUAAACAACACGCAAUGGACAUCAUUCAAACUUCACAGAAGCUUGAAGCUACGCAACCUGUUGGUGCAAGAUCCUCACCACCACCACCACCACCCACCAAGUUUUGGCCCUUGCUUCUGGUUAUGGCGGCGAUUGAAGUUAAGGACUUGAUAUAUCGCGAAGGGGCAAUCAAUAUGCUUGAAGUUAAUCAGAAAGUGGCCGAGGAUAACUACUCCUGGUUUAAGAAGUUUGUCGAAAUUGUUAUCGAGCGUAAAGAUCAGGUCUCUGUGCGACUCGAUUGGGGUGUGAUUCUUGGAGGACUAAAAGAUGGACUCGUCAUGUGA
Penicillium antarcticum is the source of this 369-nucleotide messenger RNA. RefSeq lists its product as uncharacterized. Lineage: Eukaryota; Fungi; Ascomycota; Eurotiomycetes; Eurotiales; Aspergillaceae. Bases 1 to 369 code for a protein of 122 amino acids. The record is from RefSeq and is a predicted model, not a curated record. The transcript has a single exon.